GGCUGACAUUUGUCUCAAUCAUUGGCACGUCUCUCAGAUAUGAAACUGUUUGUGCGGGGUUGUGAUUUGUGCCCGCCCUUGUUGGACCACGCCUCAGAGUACCGCGAGCUGCUCAGCAGCCAGGGAGGAACAACCAAAACAAGCAUGAAGGACAGGCAGUACGGGGUGCUGCCGUGGGCUCUGCGGGGGCUGCUGCUGGGCAUGGCGGCACUGCUGCUCCUUGGGUCCGGGGGGCUGGUGUGCCUGCUGCUUGGGCACAGGGACCUAACACAGCACGUGGCCCGGCUGGAGGCACGGCUGGAGGCCAUGGAGGGCGGACCCCGACACACGGAUCCCCCGGAGCCGCUGCAUCACAGCAGGAGGCGGCGGGGGGCCGAGGCCCCUGGAGGAGACCACCAGGAUGCUCUGAUGAUGAUGACGUACUCCAGGGUGCCGCUCAAACUCUUCUUGGAUCUUUGUAACAGCUCCAGAGGGAUUUGUUUGACAGGCCCCCCUGGACAACCAGGUGAGCGUGGGAAAGACGGUUUGAAAGGACGGGAUGGCAUGCCAGGAUUGGACGGCAAGCGGGGAAAAAGAGGUUCACCUGGGGAAAAGGGAGAACAAGGACCUAAAGGAGAUACUGGUUCAACAGGUCCUCCUUGUCUGUGGGGUGCAGAAGGUCCUGAAGCCCCUCCCAGUGAGGUCGGGCCCCUACAGACGAUACAGAACACAACCAUGGGGGCCCGUUCCAUUCAGGGGAAUGUGUCUGUGGGUCAGUUGGUCAAAUGGGUUCUUAUUCAGUUGGCUUCAACAGACUCAUCUAGUACACCCAGGCCCCAGGAGGAACUCAAGGUCAUGGAGCAUGAUCAAACAUCUUUUGAUUCAGAGGGUCGCAACCACACUGUUGCUAAAACAGAUGCAGAUUUCGGUAGAAAACGUGUUAUCAAAACAGAACUACCACCAAUAUAUGCUGACCAAGGAAACAACAGCUCUGAUUGGUCUUUCACCAGGUCUUACAGUGUAACAGCCUCCCCUGCUGCCAGCCCAGGUCAACCAAGCAUCUUGAACAGGGAUCAGGGACAACCAACCAGCACGACCUUGGAAUACGAACUACCACCAAUGUAUGCUGACCAAGGAAAAGACAGCUCUGAUGGGUCUUUCACCAGGUCUUACAUUGUAACAGCCUCCCCUGCUGCCAGCCCAGGUCAACCAAGCAUCUUGAACAGGGCUGAGGGACAACCAACCACCACGACCUUGGAAUAUGAACAAACCGAUUUAAAUCGAAGCAAUGAGAAGUUGGAUCUUGAUGCUGCAGGCCCUAGUAACAUAACAGAACUACCACCAAUGUAUGCUGACCAAGGAAAAGACAGCUCUGAUGGGUCUUUCACCAGGUCUUACAUUGUAACAGCCUCCCCUGCUGCCAGCCCAGGUCAACCAAUCAUCUUGAACAGGGCUGAGGGACAACCAACCACCACGACCUUGGAAUACGAACAAACCGAUUUAAAUCGAAGCAAUGCAAAGUUGGAUCUUGAUGCUGCAGGCCCUAGUAAAAUAACAGAAUUACCAGCCUUGUCUUCAGAACAAGGCAACGAGACCAGCUCAAAUGACCCCACUGCUAUGCCUGCUGUUGUCCGGGCUCAUUACUUAACAGAUUCCUCCACUACAACCCCAGGUCACCAGAAAACACUAAAGAGUGCAGAGAAGGAGGAACACAGAGCCAUCCUCAUGGAACACGGCGGGACGGGGGAUUUGGAAGCCUCUUCUUCUUCAACCCUCGCACCACGCAGUAGGCUGAGCAGUGCUGAGGAGGAGGAAAACACACCCAUGGAACCCGUCCAUUUGCCGGGCAACAACAACUUGACUGGAACGGAGAAAGAAAAUACGGAUAAAACAUCUGCUUCAUCCUUACCUGGUCUGCACCAGACCAACGACUCGUCUAAAGAAGCUGGCAAAGGGACGUUUGAAAGAACUGAGAACGUUCUCAGAACCAUAACGUGUUUUGAGAAUGUCACCCAGAUGCAGAGCACGUUCGGAGCUUGGGUGGCAGACGCAGCCCCUCUGCGUGAAGAGCGCUACUGGCUGCUGGUCCACUUCUCAGGUCGAAUUAUAUUGGAGUAUCCGAACCUUUUAUCCUACCCUAAGAGUGGUGGAAGGAACACACUCCUAGACAAGUUCUACCAGGGCUGUGGGAGUGUGGUCUACAACGGCUUUCUGUACUUCCAUAAUGCAGGCACAAACAAACUGCUCAAAUUCAACUUGGAGACCAAGACGACAAGCUUUCUUGUUAUUGAAAACACAAGGCAUCGCCACCGCUCAUAUCUGUUCGAAAACUCAAAGACAUAUUAUAAGUUUGCGGUGGAUGAAAGCGGUCUGUGGGUUAUGGCUGCAUCAGCCACUGAUGAGACUUUAGUAGUGGCCAAACUAAACCAUGAGAGCUUUUCUGUGACAUCCAUUAUUCACACCAGGUACCCUAAAUCCAAAGCGGGGAAUGGAUUUAUUGCAUAUGGGAUACUUUAUAUCACUGAUUCGAAAGACAAAAAGAUCACACAUGGCUUUGAUUUGGAAAGAGGAGUAUCUCUGGCUGUGAGCUAUGCUUUGAGGCAAGCGAACGGCAUCCUGGCCAUGCUGUCCUACUACCCUCACAAACAAGUGCUGUACAUGUGGGACAACAGCAGUCUGAAGACGUGCAAGGUUCACUUUGCAGUUCUGAAGAAGGAAUAGCAAGUCUUGUUGUCCACCUGUAGUCCUCUAGUCCACCUGUAGUCCACCUGUAGUUCUCUAGUCCACCUGUAGUCCUGUAGUCCACCUUUAGUCCUGUAGCCCACCUGUAGUACUGUAGGCCACCUGUAAUCCACCUGUAGUCCUCUAGUCCACCUGUAAUCCACCUGUAGUCCUCUAGUCCACCUGUAAUCCACCUUUAGUCCUGUAGUCCAAAACAUGUUGAAAGCAAACAUGAUGAAUGUCAUUUUAGUCACGUCAUUCAAUAUGUUAUGAAUUGAAUGUUGCUAUUGUAGGUGUAGAAUAAGUACAGUUAUAUUUCCUGUACCGCGGGUCUCCCAGCGAGACACACACACACACACACACACACACACACACACACACACACACACACACACACACACACACACACACACACACACACACACCUACAAACACACACACACGCGCACACACACACAUACACACACACACACACACACACACACGGUCACCCUUCGAAGAGUCCUCAGUGGUGUUUCCAAUAGCCUACAUAACUACAUUUUUAGAUGAGCUGAAGUUGGAUUGUAUACCAGUAGGCCCAAACUAAUAGAAAGUUAUGAACCAUAAGCAUCAGGUUAUGAACAUAGAGGAUUAAUUCAAGAAGUUGUAGGCCUCUUAUAAUUGUAAAAGACCUAUGUAUGUAAACCUACUCUCAUCACUGAAUCCUUUUUAUUCAGCAAUAUUUGUACCAACUUUUUAGAUAAUUAUUGGUAUAAUGAAUCUAUGUUUAUAUGGAUGUCUUUUUUCAAAUAUGUUAUAGCCUAAUUGCUGAAAUGGUAAGCUGUAUCAACGUGGAUGUAUAUUUCAUGUUUUCAAUAAAUUAUAUUAUUGCAUUAAUUGCGGAAAGGGCUCGAUGCUGUAGCACCUUCCUUUAGAAAGAACCAAUCCCAUAAGGACUGGGUUGGGCUGAACCAACCCCAUAAGGACUGGGUUGGGCUGAACCAACCCCAUAAGGACUGGGUUGGGCUGAACCAAACCCUCAAGGAUCAGGCUGGGCUGAACAAACCCCAUAAGGAUUUGGUUGUGCUGAACAACCCCCAUAAGGACUGGGCUGAACCAGCCCCAUAGGGUUUGGUUGGGCUGAACUAACCCCAUAAGGAUUGGGUUGGGCUGAGCUGUUUUGGUUUUCUUGGACUGGGAAAAAGCGCGUCUGUUUUCUGUUGUUCAGUUCAGGAGUUAAAAGAUGAAUGUGCGACAACACCAAAAGAGUAGGAGGGUUGUGGUCUGAACAGAGAUUGAUUAAGAUGCGGGGGAGGAAGAAGAGAUGGAGCAGCCAACAUUACAUUUACCUUUACAUUUAGCAGACACUUUAAUCCAAAACGAAUUACAAUAAGUACAUUUGUCAGAAGACAGAGAAACCAUACCAGGAUGUUUAACAGCACUCAAUGAUUCCUUCUGCUGACAAGCUUUAUGGAGAUGCUGAUUUCCUUUUUCAGCAGGACUUGGCACCUGCCCACACUGCCAAAAGUACCAAUAGCUGGUUUAAUGAGCCUAAGAUUACUGUGCUGGAUUGGCCAACAAACUCACCUGAUCUGAGCCCCAUAGAAUAACGUAUGGAGUGUUGUCAAGAGGGAGAUGAGAGACACAAGACCCAAAAAUGCAGAUGCUGAAUGCUGAACGCCGCAAUCGAAGCCACCUGGGCCUCCUUAACACCUCAGCAGGGCCACAGGCUGAUCGACUCCAUGCCACUCCGCCAGGGGCGGCCCCAGCACAUUUGGCGCUCUAGGCGAGCUUCACUCCUGGCGCUCCGCCCCCCCCCUCCGCAAAAAAAAAAAAAUAGUUUGUUAAUUCCCCACGAAAACUGAAUUGCAACCUUGAAAAACUGUUUUGCCCUGUAACUGCAUUUCUUUCACAUAAACACAACAACGAUCGCAACGAUGAACAAACAUUAAUUCAAGAAUAAAAUCCACGGAGGAAAAAAUUGC
Messenger RNA from Gadus morhua (Atlantic cod), 4664 nucleotides. Its product is annotated as gliomedin. Bases 40 to 2700 code for a protein of 886 amino acids. Gene Ontology annotation, cellular component: cell surface. Gene Ontology annotation, biological process: signal transduction. Lineage: Eukaryota; Metazoa; Chordata; Actinopteri; Gadiformes; Gadidae. The transcript has 23 exons. The record is from RefSeq and is a predicted model, not a curated record.